AUGGUUGAAGAAGAGAACAAAUAUAUAGCCCUUGACCUUGACGGCGAUGACUAUGGUUUACUAUCUACGAUAAGUUUUUUCUCUCAGGCAUCCGAGCAUGAACAGAAUGUUGAUGAGCCUAUUGGCGUUAAAAAUAGUGAAGGUAAUUUUGUUGUUGAUCCAUAUAUUGGAAUGAAGUUUUCUACUCAUGAGGAAGCUUAUAAUUUCUACAAUGCAUACGCUAGACUUAAGGGAUUUAGUGUUCGCAAGGGUCACACAACUUGGUCUAGAAAGAAAGUUGCAAUCAUAUCUAGAAUAUAUGUAUGUGACAAGGAAGGUUUUAAAUUUUUAAAAGAUAAAAGAGAAGAUGGUCGGAAUGUAGUUCGAAAGUUCGAUACAAGAUGUGGACGCAAUGUAAGGAUGGUUAUUGGACUCGAUAGAAGCACUGAAAAAUGGGUGGUCCGAAAUUUAAACAUUAAUCAUAAUGGUCAUCCAUUAACCACCCCAAAUCGGGUAAAGAAGCACUACUCACAUCGGACACUUCAUCGAGCUCAAUCGACAAGAAGGUUGAUAGAUACUCUUGACAAUCAAGGUUUACGGCCUUCUACCAUUUGUAAGGUUGUAGACGUUGCUCAUGGAAAUGAGCAAGGCUCUCUCACUCAACAAGAAUGCCAAGCACAACUUAGAAUAAAACGAAAAAAUAAUGUCGGUCAUGAGUGCGUGAGCAUAGUUCGUCAAUUUCAAGAGAAAAAUGUAACUGAUCCUCAAUUUUACUUCGCAUUUGAUUUAGAAAAUGAUGGGACGAUGAGAAGUGUUUUUUGGAUGGAUGGAAUGAUAUCUACUCAGCGGAGUGAGGGAAUUAAUGCCUUUUUUGAUCAUUUUGUGAAUGCAAAUACCGAGUUACAUGAUUUUGUUAAGCAAUAUAAUAAAGCUGCUGAAGCUCGCCGAGCCGCUGAACUUGAGCAAGAUUUUAAGUCCACAAACUCUAAAGAACACAAGGAUAGUUACUCCAUGCUUCAUGAGAGGUUGUCGAAGGAUGGCGCAAGUGCUACUUAUGCCGUUUGGAAUAUAGAUCGCGAGGCUGGGAGGAAAAAGACGGUAAAGCAUCAUGUUGUUUUCGAUGCAUCCAAAGAUAAAAGAAUUAAGUGCUCUUGUGCGAAAUUUGAAAUGGAAGGUAUAUUAUGCAAACAUAGCUUGCACAUUUUAGUAAAGAAGCAAGUAUUAGAAAUUCCAUCAAGAUAUAUUAUGCAACGAUGGACAAUUAAAGCAAGACAUGUUGGUUGCGGAGUUGUUAGAAAUUGCAUUUCAAAUAGUGAAAACCAACUUUCUAUCAUUAAACAUUGGGCCCUUAGGAGUAGAUGUAACAAGGCACUAGAAGAUACAUUGACUUCAAGUACACUUUACGAUAAGUUCAGUGCUUUUUUAGACUCAUUUUUUGAAGAAGUUGGUGCUUACAAGAAAGAAAAGGAACUUAACGAUAAUGGAAAUGAGAGCAAUGCCAGCAAUAAGAUGCCUACUUCAUCCAUACCCAUCUCUGUAGAGGACGCAACUCAAAUCACUAUUCGUGAUCCAGAUAAGCCUAUUGCCACGAAGGGACGACCAGCACAAACUACUAGAAUUAAGUCUGGAAUGGAGAUAGCACAAGAAAAGGGUAUGAAAAAACAAAGAUUUUGUGGAUUUUGUAAGGGAAAAGGACAUUAUAUAACGAGUUGUCCUUUAGCUAAGGUGAAAAAUGUUGCAGGUGGUGGUCGAGAAAGUUAA
Asparagus officinalis (garden asparagus) is the source of this 1740-nucleotide messenger RNA. Its product is annotated as protein FAR1-RELATED SEQUENCE 5-like. The transcript is spliced from 5 exons. The record is from RefSeq and is a predicted model, not a curated record. Bases 1 to 1740 code for a protein of 579 amino acids. NCBI's taxonomy places the organism in Eukaryota, Viridiplantae, Streptophyta, Magnoliopsida, Asparagales, Asparagaceae. Gene Ontology annotation, molecular function: zinc ion binding.